AUCGGUUGUGGAGCUCGCGAUUCGAUCGCACGCCUAUAUUAUCCGUCCCUCGUUCUCUUUCGCCUUCAGUAGAGCCGCCGAGGUGCAAAUAUAAUCUGGUUCGAGCGCGAGAACUCCUCCUCAAGGAGGACUUGUUCCCCGCGCGUUCGGCCGAUAGAAUCUUUUGUUCGCGCUCUGCUUGUACUUGCCGAUCUUUUGCCGAUUUUCCAUUUUUUUUCAUUCUUUCGAACUUUGAUUUGGUGUGGAGGAAAUAUUAGUUACGGGAUACUCGAAGAGGCGGAAACUCGACGAGGGAGGACCCUUUCUGAACUGAGAGAGGAGCCCAACGAAGCCGGAAAAAUGACCCUGUUGCCGCCGACGGUCGAGCUGCAGCGGAGGAUCGACGAGGAAAUGGCCCCCGACCCCGAGGCGAGGAAGCGCGACGUCGCCGCGCUCAGAGAGUGGCUCUCCAAGCAGCCCCACCUGCCAAAACACAUGGACGACAAGAGGCUCGAGCACUUUCUGUUCAGCUGCAAGAACAGCCUGGAGAGGUGCAAGAUGAGGCUCGAGAUUUACUUCAGCGCGAGAACGGCCCUGCCCGAGUUCUUCAGCGACAGGGACCCCAUGGGCCGCGACAUACAGGACUGCUGCGACAACGUGGAAUACCUCGUGUGCCCGAAAAUGACGGACGAUGGGCACAGGGUGACGAUACUGAGGCUCAAGGAGACGGACAUCGACAAGUUCUCGCUGGUGGCCGUGUCCAAGAGGAUAACGAUGAUCCUCGAUCUCCGGCUCCUCGAGGAGCCCAACUUGUCCAACGUCAUGGUCAUCGAUUUAAAGGGUUUCACGGCGGCACAUUUCGCCAAGUGCGUGCCGGCGCAGCCGAGCGUGAAAAAGGCCAUGCUCGCCAUUCAGAACGCCAUGCCCUUCAGGCUGCACAGCGUGCACUACCUGCACUCCCCGUCGUUCGUCAGCAACGUGAUCAACCUGUUCUACCCGCUGUUGAAGAAAAAAUUGACCGAAAAGUUUUUCGUUCAUACGGGCGGUGGUGAGGAUCUCUCCAAAUUCAUGAACAGGGACAUCCUGCCGAACGAGUACGGCGGCAAGGCCGGCUCGUUCCAGGAGCUCAACGAGGCGUGGCGUUUGAAGCUCGAAAAACACAGGGACUGGUUCUUGCGCGACGAGAAGAUCAGCCGGACGGACGAGUCCAAGAGGUUGCCCAACAGCAAGUGUCUCAUCAAUGACGAGCUCGCGGGCCUCCAGGGCUCCUUCAGGAAGCUCAACAUUGACUAGCUCAACGUUUUUUUGUUUUUUUUUUGUUUUUUUUUUUCGAGUGGCGAUGACAGUAUAUAUAUAUAUAUAUUUUGUAUAAAUAAUCGAUCAUGUGCGGAUAGUUUUAUCCUAGAUGAGUUAUUUUUAUUUUAUUUUAUUUUUUACAUUUCUAUCGAUAUAGUUACGUAUAGAUAAUUUUGUACCCGUAAAAAUGUACCUCAAUUAAGACAGUAAACAACAAGUGUUUUUGUAAAUGUAUUUUUCCAAAAUAAUAAUUGAAAAUUUCUACAUUUAAACUCUAAUUGCUCUACUUUUGUUAUGUGAAAAAAUUGUAAAUUUAUAUUCAUUUGUAAAU
Molecule: messenger RNA, 1606 nt
Organism: Copidosoma floridanum
Lineage: Eukaryota; Metazoa; Arthropoda; Insecta; Hymenoptera; Encyrtidae
Product: alpha-tocopherol transfer protein-like
Cellular component (GO): membrane
Molecular function (GO): phosphatidylinositol bisphosphate binding
Source: RefSeq, a predicted model, not a curated record